AUGCAAGAGUACUAUCUAUGCUGCUCUGAUGGCAGCGGCGGCGGGUUUGGUAUCAGUGUGAGCCAUAACAGCUCCGGCACUGACAUCACCAUUGGCGGAGGACCCGGUGGUGGGGCUGGUACUGCUCGUGACGGUGGAGCCAGCGUUGUGGGAGGGAUCGGUGUUGGGGUCGGCAUCCACGUAGGGAAAGACGGAAUGAGCGUCGCGGUGGGGUUCGGCAGAGGCGGUGCUGCCAGUGCAAAGAAGGUUAGUGUUAGUAUAGGGAGUGGCGGUGCGACCGGGAGCAUCGGUGGUGGCGUGGGCGGAGGUAUGGGGAGCGGCAAUGGGGCGUCAAGUGGUGGCAGGGGUGUUGGUAGUACCGGAGGCCGUGGAGACUCGUCGACUGCAGGAGCUGAAGCAGGAGGUAGCGGCCGGCGCCGACGUUGGUAA
Musa acuminata AAA Group (dessert banana) is the source of this 429-nucleotide messenger RNA. Its product is annotated as glycine-rich cell wall structural protein 1-like. The transcript has a single exon. Bases 1 to 429 code for a protein of 142 amino acids. The record is from RefSeq and is a predicted model, not a curated record. Lineage: Eukaryota; Viridiplantae; Streptophyta; Magnoliopsida; Zingiberales; Musaceae.